CUUCUCGCAAAAAUUCAAAAGAGUUUGCGCCCGUCUAUCCGCUCCAACUCCAAGCAAGCCGCCACUACCUCCCCGAACGGACCCAUGGCUUCCGCCAAGGAGACCUAUCGCGCCGAGCUCCGCGCCGCCGCCCGUCAGCUCGGCGAGCGCUGCCUCUACUCUGCCGCCAAAUGGGCCGCCGAGCUGCUCGUCGGCGUAGACAUGGACACGGCCCCGGCCCCGUCGGCCGCGAUGGACACCCCGUCCUCCUCGUCCGCGGCCUCCGCAGGGCGGCUGUUGCACCUGCACCGCAGCGGGGGUUCCAGCUUCCGCCACCGGCCCCGCCCCGGAUGCGGCAGCACCUCGGAGGCUGGGACCCCGCUAGGCGGCGUGUCGUACGUCAGCACGCCCAUUCCCGACGACGACGCGUUCGAUUCGGGCGGCGACAAGUACCUGCUCGCCAAGACCUACUUCGACUGUCGGGAGUACCGUCGCGCCGCCCACGUGCUGCAGAACCAGGCUGGGCGCAAGGCUGUGUUCCUGCGAUGCUACGCGCUCUACAUGGCUGGAGAGAAGCGGAAAGAGGCAGAGAUGAUAGAGCUUGAAGGAUUGUUGGGCAAGAGUAAUGCUGUUAAUCAGGAACUAGUUGCUUUGGAGAGAGAACUGUCAGCACACCGGAGAACUGGUUCUAUUGAUUCAUUUGGGCUCUACUUGUAUGGCCUUGUUCUUCGUGAUAAAGGAUGCGAAGGUCUAGCUAGGACAAUUUUGGUAGAAUCUGUCAACAGCUACCCGUGGAACUGGAGUGCUUGGUCAGAGUUACAAUCUUUAUGCACCAGCAGUGACAUUCUGAAUAACUUAAAUUUGAAGAAUCACUGGAUGAAAGAAUUCUUUCUUGCCAGUACAUAUCUGGAACUAAAGAUGCAUGAAGAAGCUCUGAAAAGAUAUGAGCGCUUGAUGGGGGUCUUCCGCUGCAGUGGCUACAUUCAGGCUCAAAUUGCAACGGUGCAGUAUAGUAUGAGGGACCUGGAUGAAGCGGAGAUGAUUUUUGAAGAACUGCUCGGGAUUGAUCCUUUCCGUGUGGAUUCUAUGGAUAUUUACUCAAAUUUACUAUAUGCAAAAGAAAGCUUGACUGCUUUGAGUUUCCUUGCACACAGAGUAUUUUUGACAGAUAAAUACCGCCCAGAAUCCUGCUGCAUAAUUGCAAAUUACUACAGUCUGAAGGGCCAGCAUGAGAAAUCAGUUUUGUACUUUAAAAGGGCACUAAAGCUCGAUCGAAAAUACCUCUCAGCUUGGACCCUUAUGGGACACGAGUAUGUUGAGCUGAAAAAUACUCCUGCUGCAAUUGAUGCCUACAGAAGAGCUGUUGAUAUUAAUCCUAGAGAUUUCCGUGCUUGGUAUGGUCUUGGUCAAACCUAUGAGAUGAUGGGGAUGCCAUUUUAUGCACUUUAUUACUUCCGGAAAUCAUCAUAUCUGCAACCCAAUGAUGCUCGUCUCUGGAUUGCCAUGGCUCAGUGUUAUGAAAGUGAUCCGCUUCAAAUGAUUGAAGAAGCCAUCAAGUGCUAUGAGAGGGCUGCAAAUUGCAAUGACACUGAAGGAAUAGCACUUCAUCAACUAGCAAAGUUACAUGGCAUGCUGGGGCAGUCUGAGGAAGCUGCAUUCUACUACAAGAAGGAUUUAGAGAGAAUGGAGGUUGAGGAAAGGCAAGGCCAGAAUUUUGUUGAAGCUUUGCUUUUCCUUGCUAAGCAUUACAAGAGCAUAGGCAGUUUCGAGGAAGCAGAACACUAUUGUACAAGGCUCUUGGACUACACUGGUCCUGAGAAGGAGACUGCUAAAAAUAUGUUACAAGGGAUAAAAAGAUUACAGUCGGGGUUUCCGUCAAUGGAUAUUGACCAUUUUGCACUGUAAACUCUAAAGUCUACCUGCAGAUGAUUUAUUUGGUUGGGAAAUCUGGACAAGGAGUGUAACUGGGCAGGACAAUACAUGCUGGCUUUCACAAAAACAGCUGCAAGAGAAUACUGCUCAUGAACUAGGGGAGUUGGUCGGUACUCACCCAACUCAGAGUGAAGGGAAGAACAGUAGUGAGGGCUGCCCACCUGAUGAAAUGCCAUUGCAUAUCUCGAUCAGGAAUUACUUCCAGUCUCCCUUCACAGCGUGAUGCUUAGUGUCUGUAUCCUUGCUAUGCGCCUCCAUACUGCUGGAGGUGACGAUCUUGUGCGCAUGAUGCUUGCUUCUAUUUGCUGGAGCCUGGCAACAAGGAGAACAAGGCGCCUGCAAGGUGCGAAGAUGAGCGUCAUCGGAAUGAUCCAGAUCCCUAAUGCAAAUAUCAGCAUAUCUGCCGCCUGGUUCCUGUGAGGCUUCUAAAUUUCUCUGGGUUUGGUUUUCUUCACCAGAUAGCGCUGGUUUGUGUUUCCUCCCAUGGUUGCUUGCAUAUAUAAGCUUCUUCAGAAGACUUGCCUUGCGUUGUCUGCAACAUGCAUGCUAAAUUAUUGCUUACCAAGUUAUCAUCACAGUAGUCACCGCUGGCAUUUUGUGAAAUUAAGAAUUGUUUUUUUUAAAUGUAGACUGUAGGACAACUAUGUGUAGUACUCAGCAUUGCUGCCUGGGUGCCCACAUGAUGUAACCAUUGGAAUAAAGUAAAUUCAUUUCGUGAUGAUGGAUGAUGCAAGUUGAUGUGUUAGGAUGUAA
Molecule: messenger RNA, 2664 nt
Organism: Panicum virgatum (switchgrass)
Lineage: Eukaryota; Viridiplantae; Streptophyta; Magnoliopsida; Poales; Poaceae
Product: anaphase-promoting complex subunit 8-like
Exons: 4
Coding region: 85-1884 (599 amino acids)
Biological process (GO): cell division
Cellular component (GO): anaphase-promoting complex
Molecular function (GO): protein binding
Source: RefSeq, a predicted model, not a curated record